GGGAGGAUGCUGCCAGCGGAAAAUGGCUGCUGCAACCUCAAGCCUAUCCUGAUACACCGAAACGACAUCAAGGUGGACAGAGAGCGCGAGAGGAAGAGAGAGAGGAAGAGAGAAAGAUUAGGAAAAUGAGAGCAGAUAGAGAGAGAAUGUGAGCGAGCCUGUGAGUGUUUCCUGAAAGGAGGAUAAAGAGAGAGAGAGAGAGAGUGAGAGAGAGCGAGAGAGAGAGCGAGAGGAGAGAGGAGAGAGAGAGAGAGGAGACCCUGGGGUGGGCUGCUGCAAGCGGCGGGCAACACCGAGCCAUGGAGGGCGAUGUGCGUGUUCGUGCAGUGGUGAUGACGCGUGAUGACUCCAGUGGCGGUUGGGUGCCCCUCGGAGGUGGUGGCCUCAGUCAUGUGGUCAUAUGUAAAGGGCGGAGUCAUGACAGCAGGGGGCGGAGAGAACACAUCAUACGUGGAGAACGGCUGCGAGAUCGAGCACCAGUGUUGGAGUGUGCGGUGCAAAGGGGCUUAGUGUACAACAAGGUGAACCCCAUCUUUCAUCACUGGAGGGUAGAAGAUCGAAAGUUUGGCCUUACGUUCCAGAGUCCUGCCGAUGCCAUCUCCUUUGAGAAAGGGCUGCAGACUGUCCUAGACAAGCUCGACCGAGGCUCUGACUCGCCUUCAUCCUCCACACCAGAAGAAGCCGACACCGAGGAUGAUGGACAAGCUUCUCAUACAGGAAGCGAGUCGUCGUCCAACAGCAGAAAGGAGAUGCUUCCCAAACCCAUCACCAUAGUAACGAGCGAGUCGUCAUCUACCUGCUUCGUGCGGCCGGAGGAGUUUAGUUUCGGAUCGAGCCAUGCUCUCACCCCUCAGACACCUGCUCAGAUCCACACCAAGCCGGGACAGCACCAGCUCUCACAAAUGACGGCUGUGUUGAAUCCGCCGGCGCCCCCGCUUCCACCUCCUGCUCCACCUACUCCUCCUGUGGGUCCCCCGGCCUCAUCUCCUCUGUCCCCCACCAUUUCGCUCUUGGAAGAGGGAGACCUGCACAGUGUGGACCCUUGCAAAGACCUGUGGGGUUCUCGAGGUUAUGAGGAUUACCGACGGGCGGGGUCCACUAGGACUAUGGUCGGGGGGCUGACCGGGGGUGUGGUUGUCGGUGGCGGAGGGAGUCUGCAGGACAAGUCCGAGCUGUGUGUGGUUCGCUUUGAGAAGGAGCUGGCAGGAGUGGGCACGGCCGGCUGCGAAGUGACUGUGACCCUGGACAGUAAAGCCUCGCAACGUCUGUCCACGUCGUCGCCCACCUGUGUGUCCACGCCCAACGCUGUAUCGGGCGUGUCCUCGCCCGCUGGCUCCCCCCAGGAGACAUGCAAAGGCUCGCCCUCCCCCUGCUGCAUCCACACCUCAUUGGCCACGCCCCGGUCGCGGACUCGUAAGAGAGGAGGAGGAGGGGCCAGCAGUGGCGGGGACCCAGGGGCGAUCUCCCCCGACGACGACAGCCCGUGUCCUCAGGCUUCGUCGUCGUGCUCGUCCCGCUGCGUGUACUGCCGCUCUGUGUUCAGCGCUUCGGAUAACGGGCGGGGCCGCUGCAGAGACGCCCCGGACCCGGCCCUGCACUGCCUGCGCCAGUGGACCUGUGUGUGGUGCGCGGAGAGUCUGCUCUACCACUGCAUGUCAGACUCGGAGGGAGAGUUCUGGGAGCCGUGCUCGUGUGAAGACUCGCUGGGGGGGCACCCGCACCCCCUUUGCUGUGCCCGCUGGUUGGCCCUCCUGGCCCUGUCCCUCUUUGUGCCCUGCAUGUGCUGCUACGUGCCUUUGCGCGCCUGCCUGCGGUGUGGGGAGAGGUGUGGCUGCUGUGGGGGAAAGCACAAGGCGGUCCGAUGAGGCCAGGCUAAGGGGGUUGGGAGGGGUUUCCGUGGACCAAGGAGGUUUGGGGCGUGGAGAGAAGGGAGCACCUGUUGGGGCGCAGGGGGUGGAGCUUAGCAGGUGGAACAGUGCUCUCAAGAGACCCAGACCUCUGAACUGGCCCUCCGAAGCCUUACAGCCUUCCACUGCAUUCCACUCUCUCUAUUUUCAACCCAAGGCCUUCCUCACUGCUCCUCGCUGGGGGGGUGCGUUGCACUCAGACCAGGCUCUGUGGGAGUCAUCUGGAGCCCUAACCCGUGGGGGUUGGCUGAUCAAGAAUGAGCGGUCAGAGACUUUAUCACAGGAAGAGAGUGGCAGAGGCGACGAUGAUGUGUACACUGUUUCAAAUGUUUUUGUUUUUGUUUUUUUUAAUUUAGAAAGAAAAACACAAACUAAAGAUGUUUAUAUAUAUAUGAUUGUUAUAAUUUGAAUUGGUAUAUUUUAUUAAAUGUAAACACAUUGACAGAAUCCCCCCAAUGGCACACACUAUCACAAAUUCACAACCAUGAGCUCUUGGGGAAAAGUAUUUUGUUUCAUGUUGGCCUGUUUAUCAGUCAGAUGAACAGAUGUCACCCUUUACCUCUAAUUUUACCUCAGAUGUUACUCAACCCUGGUUAGGGGAUGAACGGGGGAGGGAAGAGGGGUACGGAGAGAGGGUCCAGAGGGAGUGCAGUCUUCAAUGAGGAUAGUAUGAGCAUCUGAGACCACUAGUGUCGCCUUUCGGUUUUAAAGCAGUCAACCACAGUGGAAAAGAAAGGUUAUCAAAUGCAAAAGGGACAAUUAAUGUUAAGGGAAGUUGCAAUGACAACCACAAAGACUUAAAAGUCAUAAUGUGAUCCAUUAUGGUCGUUUGUAACCAAACACAAGCUUAUUUUUGUUUUCUUAAAAAAAAAAAAAAAAGGCAAUCCAGAAUGUGUGUUUAACAUUAAACGCCCUCACUUAACACACAUCUUUCCAUGCAUUUUCAACAUUAAUCUAAGAAAAACAUCACAUCCCACCACUGUUCUUGUCAAAUCAGUCAAGGUGCUUAAUACCGAGUAUAUUCUACCUAACGUACACGACAACCGUACACUCCCAAACCCCAAAGAAAAACAGAGCUGGACCCCGUGCCGACCAAUCUGUAAGAUGUGUCUAGGUCUUUGGAUGAGAUGCCACCAAAAAAAAAAAACUACAUUAAGUGCAAUGAACUAAGUAUUGAAAGAGUAUUUUUGUACCGGUCGCUAAAUCGAGAAUGGAAUACUGUAGUGCGUUAUUGUGUUGCGAUAUCAAACGGAAAUGAUAAACGGGAACAGGAAGUUGUUGUUGAGGUGUGCUGCUGACUGUUGACCCUGUGAUAAGAAAAGAGACACAUUCACUUGAAAAAGACCAACGGCCGUAGGCGGGUCUUUGUUUGGGCACAGUGGCAAAUGUGUUUGCUGAAUGUUGCUUUAAGUAUGAAGUUUAAACAUUUUUUUUAUUAUGUUAUUGCUAUUUUAAGUCCUGUCCUAACCCGAUUCAAACCCGGUUUUUGUAAGUUCAUAGCUGAGCAUAACGAUAAAUAACCCCCCCCCCCCCCCCGGGACAUUUCUUAAAAUGCUUCUGGUGGUGUACUUUGCAUUUCCGUGUCUAUUUUGCUGGUUGGUGAUACAUUUUUCUACUUUCAGUGAAUAACUGGCCAAGGGUACAUUAACAGAUUUUGUUAACAUGCUGUAAUGGUUGGCAACCAUCUUAAUAUCUUGACAUAAACAUAAAGGUUUGUGUGUGUGUACGUUCCCUAAAUUCAAAGAACAAGGGCCUGUUGUUCAGCCUCUUAUAUAUGAGAUAUUAGACACCAGUUACUCCACAGAAAUUUGCCCCUUGAGCAAAAUGCGAUGCGGCAACAAGAUUCCUGAGAUCACAAUUUGUGGUUGACCAAAAAAAAAAAAACAGGCUUUAAUAUCCCUGUAACUGUUGUUAUUGGUCUCUUCACUGACAUGAGGAACCAUUCACUGGCCUGGGUUGUUGAAAAGUUGAAAAGAAGUAGAUCUUGACUACGCAGUUGGAGUAAAAACAAAACCCAAUCUCAAAAUAACUCGGGAAAUGCAUUUAGCAUCACCGAAUGAUGAUAUCCCAACAGUAUAAGAGAAUAUAUGUGUGUGUGUGUGUGUGUGUGUUUGGGGAGGUGGGAGGGGAGGGUCUUGGUCUUUUAAAUCCUUUAAAACUAAAGAUGGGAACAGUGAAUUAUGGCAGGAUUAACCUUUCAGAAGCUUCACCAGAUUAUUUCCAUUUUAGAACUUUUAUCCAAAGUGACUUCUUAAAGUGAGUGAACAGAGACGAGUAGACUGGGGACGGAGUGAUAAACACGACCCCUGACCUCUCCGUGAUGGGACGGUCUUCCUCACUGCUACAGGCCAGCCUGUUAACAAUGUUGGCCCACUUAAAAAAAAAACAAAAAAACAUAUGGCAGGAAACACAGUCAGUCGGUCACUAGACUGCCGUCCUCUGAUCCUAAAAGAACCCUGUUGUCUGUCUCCCCCCCAUCUCGUUUCACACACAAACCCCACAAAUCUGCAACGCAUAGACCUGCACACAGACACACACGUUCCCUCGACGGUGCAGACAAACUGAACCAGUAAAGCCAUUGCACACGAUUUGCUACUUCUGGCUCAGAAAUGGUGUUAAGAGUACAGUACUGACAGGACAGUCAUGCGGUCACUAUUGCAGACCCCCAUUCUUACCCAUCUUAAUAAAUGUGCCUUUUGAUUUCAUUAAUCAAUACCUUAUGAUUUCUAAGUAACUCUGUGUUAAGUACUAUUUCCUUUUUUUUGGGGUUAUUGAUUUUUUUGUUUUGUUGCCAAUGUGCAUAUUUUCAAAUGUACGUAUUUAUUAGUUCCAAAGUAAUUACUGAGAUAUUACCUGUUUAUUUAUUUAUCGAGAUAUUUAUUCUGAUUCUUUAUUUUUUUGGAGACAGGUUUUUAUCUUCCGUGCUGUCUUACUUCUGACUUUGUGCCAAUGUGCUGCUUUGAGGUGUUACAUAUCGUGGGUUUGUAUCAUUAUUAAACCCUCACUCUAUAUU
This is a messenger RNA of Etheostoma spectabile (orangethroat darter), 4920 nucleotides long. It is a transcript of the gene spred3, whose product is annotated as sprouty related EVH1 domain containing 3. Bases 300 to 1865 code for a protein of 521 amino acids. The transcript is spliced from 6 exons. NCBI's taxonomy places the organism in Eukaryota, Metazoa, Chordata, Actinopteri, Perciformes, Percidae. The record is from RefSeq and is a predicted model, not a curated record. Gene Ontology annotation, biological process: multicellular organism development; negative regulation of MAPK cascade. Gene Ontology annotation, cellular component: membrane. Gene Ontology annotation, molecular function: protein kinase binding.